AUGACUCAGUUGACGUGGCUUGUUACUGGCUGCUCAUCAGGGCUUGGCGAGGAGUUCAUCCGCGGCAUCCUCUCGCGAGGGGACAAGGCCAUUGCGACGUCGAGGGGCCCAAUAUCUAGGAUCCAGAAGUUGAAAGAAGCCGGCGCCAGUACAUAUAGUCUUGAUGUCUCUGCUCCCAAACUCGAGGUCGAUUCCAUCAUGUCUUUGAUCAUCCAGGAAAAUGGUGGCAUUGAUGUCUUGGUCAACAACGCGGGCUAUGUGGAGAAUGGUACCCUUGAAGAAUCCAGUCGUGAGACGAUUCUCGCUCAAUACGAGACCAACCUGUUUGGGUCGAUCAAAGCUACCCAAGCUCUCCUUCCGCAUUUUCGCCAGAAAAGGUCUGGCACGGUAGUCUUCAUUGGUUCUAUGUACGGCUGGGGUGGUUUACCAAGCGGACUACCUUACGCCAGCUCCAAAUUUGCUCUCGAAGGAGUUCAUGAGUCUCUCAAAGAAAGCGUUGCCCAUCUUGGCAUCAAGUCCAUCAUCUUCGAACUAGGUUUCUUUCGGACGCAGGUGCUUCAUCCGAACAACUUCAAAUCUCGGAUAAGCGAGAUCGGCGACUACGACGCGUUAAGGGCCGGGACCGCAGAGUUUUUGCAGGCACUGCAGGGUAACGAGCCUGGCGAUCCGAAGAAGGGGAUCAAGGUGAUGAUUGACGUCGUCAAAGGAGAGGGAGUUGCGGCGGGUAAGGCAAUGCCAGAAAGGCUGCCGCUCGGGGUCGAUGCGCUCGACUUGGUGCGGAAGAAGUGUGAGGACACAUUGGCCAUCUGCAAGGAGUGGGAGCAUAUCAUCAAUAGCACGAAUUUUGACUAGAUCAAAAUUGCUGUGCUAAAUCUAGGUUUGUCCUUUGUCCCUCAUCUUAUUAGGUCUCGUUUCACUAUCAAAACCUUUACGGAUAAACUAGAAGCUUUUCUG
Molecule: messenger RNA, 954 nt
Organism: Mytilinidion resinicola
Lineage: Eukaryota; Fungi; Ascomycota; Dothideomycetes; Mytilinidiales; Mytilinidiaceae
Product: short-chain oxidoreductase
Exons: 3
Coding region: 1-852 (283 amino acids)
Source: RefSeq, a predicted model, not a curated record